Messenger RNA from Magnusiomyces paraingens, 1443 nucleotides. RefSeq lists its product as uncharacterized. Gene Ontology annotation, cellular component: endosome; clathrin vesicle coat; plasma membrane. The record is from RefSeq and is a predicted model, not a curated record. Gene Ontology annotation, molecular function: clathrin binding; phospholipid binding. The coding region runs from base 1 to 1443 and encodes 480 amino acids. Gene Ontology annotation, biological process: Golgi to endosome transport; endocytosis. Lineage: Eukaryota; Fungi; Ascomycota; Dipodascomycetes; Dipodascales; Dipodascaceae. The transcript is spliced from 5 exons.
AUGGAUUCUAUCAAAGACAAAUUGUCCAACAUCUCUCUUUACGACGUCAAGGCUUACGUCCGAAAAGCUCAGAAUGCUGUUUUCAAUUAUACUGAAAUGGAAGCCAAGGUCCGUGAGGCUACCAACAACGAGCCUUGGGGUGCUUCCAGCACUUUGAUGCAGGAGAUUGCCGAAGGCACUCAAUCCUACUCUCAAUUCCAUGAAAUUAUGCCUAUGAUCUACAAGAGAUUUACUGAAAAAAGCGCUGAAGAAUGGAGACAAAUUUACAAGGCUCUUCAGCUACUGGAGUUUCUUGUUAAGAAUGGAUCCGAACGCGUAGUGGAUUAUGCCCGUUCCCACAUUGCUGUCAUUGACAUGCUUAAGCACUUCCACUACAUUGAUUCCAACGGCAAGGACCAAGGUAUUAACGUCCGCAACCGUGCCAAGGAGCUCAUGGCUCUUCUGAGUGAUGUUAACAAGAUUCGCGCUGAGCGCAAGCAAGCCAAGUCCAACCGCGCCAAAUUCGGUGGCAUUAGUUCUUCUGCUAGCGGCAGCUCCGGCGGGUUUGGAAACACAGGCAGCAGAUAUGGUGGCUUUGGCAGUAACGAUUCGGAAUAUGGUGGAUACGCUGGUGGUGUUUAUGGUGAUGGUGGCGGUUUCGGCGGAAAUGAGUAUGAAGGUCCUGGAUACACACGCGGCAGCCGGACCACGGAGCCCAGCUAUGGCUCGGAUGAUUUUGAGGAGUAUGAAGUCGAGACUACUGCAACUACCACCACUGCUGCUUCUUCACGGGCUUCCCGGCCAUCUCAGCAACAGGCAGCACCCCCUGCCAAGGAGCCUGCUAGAGAUCUCUUUUCUUUUGAUGAUGAGCCCACAGCCACCUCUCAUUCGGCAUCUUCUGCUACUGCUGCUCCGGCUUCUGCUGUUGAAGAUGAUGACGACUUUGCUGAUUUUCAGUCGGCUACUGCACCUACAUCCACACCUGCAGCUUCUAAGCCUCUUCCACAACAACCUUCUGACCCCUUGGCUGGUCUUUUUUCCAACGCAAACACAACCACAACAACUUCCAACACUAAUUCUUCUCUGAACUUUUCAUCUUUCCAGCCACAGUCAUCUUCGACAUACACACCCUCUGCUUUUAGCAGCAACAACCACAAUGGUUCUUCGGCCAAUUACGAUGCGUUUGGCCCAUUGACUAGCGCUUCUAAUGCUCCCACCACUUCACCUACAACUUCCACAUCUUCUGCUACUGCUGCAAAGGGUAAGGCAAAAGCUGAUGAUGCCUUUAGCUCGCUAUGGACAUCUUCCAAGUCAAAGACAACACCGGAAAAUACUUCUGCUCCACUUGCAGCUCUGGCCCAAAAGAAUGCUGAAAGCAAGAUGUGGGGUGGUGCUCCCUCUAACGGAAACAACAACAACAACCUCAAUAACAAUGGCGGAAGCAUUGAUCUUCUUUCUCUGUAA